AUGGCUACAUCAAUAGUAACCGGUUCCGACUCGGUCGUCUACGAGCGCCGGAUAGCCCGUAUCCAUAGAUACCACUGGCCUGCUAUUCAACUUAACGUGUGGAUGCUCAUAAUGCUAGCCGCAUCGUGCUGCAUCAUUGGUAUCUUCGCUACCUUUAUCGGUGUCCAACAACAGCUGGAACUCUAUGUUCCCUGGUACUUCCCUUAUUUUAUCACCGUGUCAGCAUUAACAAUCGUCUACGUUGCUACGCUGCUAUGGCUUAUAGCCCAACGACGGCUUCUCCCUUCUAUAGUCAUCCUCGGCUCUUUCAUGUUCUUUGUGCUCUGGAUGGUAGGCCUCAUCGUCGUCAGUAUUGAGUUAUGGGGCCCCGUCGGUUCCGUCAGCUCGAAUUGUAACCUUUUGGUAUGGAGCACGUCGCCCACGGGAAAUAACCAAGGGACAUUGGCGUGGCUGGAGCAAAGAUCUAUAUGCCAAUCGUGGCAAGCAGUUUUUGCUUUCGCUCUGAUCGGGUGCAUAUUUUUACUGUGGAUUAUCGUGAUGGCGAUACAAGUGUUUUACGAUGACGCUUAA
Daldinia childiae is the source of this 570-nucleotide messenger RNA. RefSeq lists its product as uncharacterized. The record is from RefSeq and is a predicted model, not a curated record. The coding region runs from base 1 to 570 and encodes 189 amino acids. The transcript is spliced from 3 exons. Lineage: Eukaryota; Fungi; Ascomycota; Sordariomycetes; Xylariales; Hypoxylaceae.